CCGUGUCUACCUGAACGAUAAGCAGAAACAGACGGGCGCAGGCUAAUACAUUGUUUAACGGCUAAACCCGCGCCUCUCGCCUCUGGAGCGGCUCGAGCACAAACCGUGAAAAGAGACUGUCGCCUGAAAACCGUUUCAAUCACCAGGAGCUGAGGCGCGUGCACGCUGCAGCAAAUGGCAACUUGUGCAGUGAGAAGUUUUUCAAAUGUGUCAGAAGCACCUUCAGAUUCUGAUGAUGAAGAUAAACUCCACAUUGUGGAGGAUGACAGUAUUCCUGACAGUUCAGAGGAAAAGCCGUCAGUAUUUCAGCAGCUGCACAAGGAACACACAUUAAAUGAUGGCAACCUGGGGCCAGAUGCUUUGAUACGAGAAAUAAGGGUCAAAGAGGAGUGUUUAACAGAUGAAGAGGAUGAAGAAGUUCAGAUAAAUGAAACCUCAAGGCAGGGAAAGACAGAGGUCAUUUGUCCAGACAUUCCAAAGGAGGAACAGAGCACACCAGAGGGAGGAGUCCAUGAUGAGAACGGUACAUCUGAUGAGAUUUCUCAGCUUUACUCAUGUCCGUACUGUUCCCGGAGAUACAAGCGUCACACAUCUCUGAAGGACCAUAUAAAACUGCAUCAUGAGAAAAACAAGGAGGACUUCAGUUGCUCCCUUUGCAGCUACACUUUCACCUAUCGCACACAGCUUGACCGACACAUGAACACACACAAAAAUGGAAGAGAUCAGAGUAUGGUUUCACAUUCAGGAGGAAACAGAAAGUUCAAAUGUACAGAAUGUUCUAAAGCUUUUAAAUAUAAGCAUCAUCUAAAGGAGCACCUACGCAUCCACAGUGGUGAGAAGCCAUAUGAGUGUUCUAACUGUAAGAAGCGCUUCUCCCAUUCUGGGUCCUACAGUUCUCAUAUCAGCAGUAGGAAGUGUGUAGCAGUUCCCCCUGCUGUUAAUGGAUUGUCCCACUCUCCUGGAAUCAAAGCAGCUCUUACUCUUACUCGCCCUACACGUAUCCUUUUGCGGGAGAAGUUAGACACUGGUAAAGCUUUGGAGGAACCGCUAUCUCCUAAGAAGAUUAAAGAAGAGCCUGAUGAGCAUGAACUUAAACCUGUCAGAACUACAUCAGUUGUUUCUACAACUACUGUCACCUCUACCAGCACAACUACUAAUGGGGGUGGAAUUUCUGUUCAGACUGCUCCUCCUGGUGUAGUACAAACAUUACUUCUACCUACUGUGGGUCUAGUUCAGCCAAUUAGCAUCAACCUACGAGACCUCCAAAACAUGCUGAAAGUGACAGUGGACGGAAACAUGAUGUGGCAGACUGUGGCUAGCUCGAAUACUAAUGGAACUUGUAGUAAGAUUGUUAAUCCAGGCCAGCCACAAGCACAAGCAAUGAUUGUGCAGACUGCCCAUUCUCAUUUGCAAGUCAUUUCUGCAAUCUCUCUACCUGUGCUGGAUCAGGAUGGAAAUUCCAAAAUUAUCAUAAACUAUAAUGUAGACCCACAGAUUAGCACAUCGGAUUCGAACACAGCACAGUCAGUAUUGCCACCUCAAACUGUGGCCCAAACAAAAGUGCAAGAGCCAAAUAUGGCACCACCAGAACUGGGAAAGGUGAUUUCAAUAAAACACCCAAAGAUGGCACAAACUAUCACAGCACAGCCAAAUGUCUCACCAGCCCCAAAAUCACCCACCUCUGGACAAGUACCUGCACAAAUAAGUAUACUUAAAUCCACGCAGUCAGCUGUUCCAAAUAAAGCAACGUCCAUUAUAAAGGUCACAAAGCUAGUACCAGGACAAACAAAGCAUACACAGCCAGCACUGUUGCUUUUAAAAACAGUCAAUGGGUCCCCAGGAAUGGUUGUGAGACAGUUAGCAGCCGUGAACCCACAAGUAACUCCAACAAUAGGAACUACAGGUCUGAAAUCAACUCCAGAAUAUACCAUCAUGAAAGCAAAACAAAAUUCACUAAAUAAACUGAGUCCAGUUGGAGAAGAGACCAGUACCCCUAGGGACAACUGCCAGCCUGCAGCCAUGGGGUCAACUUUCCUAAAGGGAAUUCAGUUAAAAAACGAAAGCGAGUUUAAGAAUAAGACAGAAUGUAAAGAAACUUUACAGAUAGAGAAAGAAAGGAAAGAGGGACUGAUGGCCCAGAGUGAUUCAACAACUCCUCACAGAAGUGUUGUUUGUGGUGAUGGCUUCCAUAACUAUGCUACAUGUCUUUUUUGUGACAACAGCCCCAGCAACACUGAUAUCUUAAAUUAUCUCAACAGCAUUGAACAAGGAUCUGACAAGUGUCUCUCUUCUCUGCUGGGGAAGGAUAAUUUUGAAAGUGCAGAUCAGCCACCAGUGAAGAGUCUUUUGCCCCUAAUUGAGGCGUACAGCAAAAACUCACACCCUGGUGAAGAGCAGCUCUCUCGAGUUGCGGAAUUGGUCAGUUUGCCAGUGGAUGUGGUCAGUAGAUGGUUUCAAAGAAUGCGCUUAAAGAACAUACUACUUGACUACCCUGAAAAUCCCCUAAAUGGGCAACAGACUAUUGCAAACUCUCAACAAGAUUCCAGUAUGGACACCAACACCCAAAUUCUGGAAACUUCAGCUGAGGAGUCAGUGAGCCAGAACAGUGAUCCUUCUCCUCUAAACCUCACUACAAAUUAUCUUAGCAUCAUAAAGACAGAGGAUCUGGAAGAGAAAGGGCAGGUUGAACCUUUGGAUCUCUCACUUCCAAAGUCCUCUUUUUGUAAUAGUAACACCUCUGUCACCAGUGAGGUGUCGGCCACAAAGCCAUCUGUCACCACCCAAGAGGAACCGAUAAAUCUCACAUGUUUCAAGAAAGACACAUUGGAUGGAAACACCAUAUAUGUGACACAGUCCACUACAAGUCCUAUAAAUAUCAUAGCCACACCUUUGCCAACUCUUGUUGCCAUAGCAGAGCCUGGUGGAAUCCCCUGCCUCAGAUCUGCUAUCUCUACCAAACAGCGCACAAUCCUCAUCCCCCAGCUGUCCUACACGUACACUUCCCCUUCAACCAACAAGGCUAACACCACUCCUUCCACUAUCACGCCACCAAACACAGACAUGCAGGGAGGAGUACUAAAUGGCUGUCAGGAGAAGAUUGAUGCUGGAAAUGAAUCCUUGUCUGGAUGGGAAGGGCUGAAUGACAGCAACCUUUCCCCCAACAAGAAGAGACGGAAGAUACAUGGUGGCCAGUAUGCAUGUGACCUAUGUGACAAGAUUUUCCAGAAAAGCAGCUCUUUACUACGUCACAAAUAUGAACACACAGGUAAACGUCCUCAUGAGUGCGGAGUCUGUAAAAAGGCAUUUAAACACAAGCACCACCUAAUUGAGCACUCGCGUCUGCACUCCGGGGAGAAGCCGUACCAGUGUGAUAAAUGUGGCAAACGCUUCUCACACUCCGGCUCUUACUCCCAACACAUGAACCAUCGCUACUCCUACUGCAAGAAAGAGGUUUAUGACCAGCCAGAGCCAAAUAAUACUUCAUCUACACCUCCCUCACAGCUUGACUCAGAUGAGAGGGAGAGUGAAGCUGAGGAGGAGAUAUAUGACGACGAAGAACCAGAUGAAGAAAAAGAUUGUGAUGAAGAUUUUUCUGUCUUUGACAUGAGUGACAUAAGAGUAGUUAGGGUCGGUGAGGAAUAUUAUGAAGAGGAGGAGGAAGUGGGGAUGGCAGAAAAAAAACAGGUGAGACAAAACCCAGUGGAGUUGUGUACUCCGCAAAAGGAAAUGGUAAAAACUUUGGGCAUGGGAGACCUGAUGGACAGGAACACAGAGGAGGAAAUAGGGAAACCAAUGAAAAAUGAUUUGUUUAAUGACACUGUAGAAAACAAGUAAUAAUGUUUCUCCCUACUAACUCCAUAUUGUGAACUGUUAAGACCUAAUAAGCUCUUGGUUGACUUUUUAAGACAGUGGAUUACUUUGAAGGUUUAUUUUGUGUAAUUAAUUUACUGUGUAUAAAUCACAGGUGUGCCUAAUCCACAUAUUACAGCUGUCUGUAAACUAUCUAUAUAACAAACAUUUUUUUUCUAAAUUCAAUAACCAAAUUCAAUUUAUAGGUUUUACUGAACCACAACCUCAACUUAUUUGUUACUGUUCCUUAUUAUUUCUUUGAAUUGUUUCAUCUGUAGUCAGGUGAGAUUUCUACACAUUUUUAUUGCCAGGGAAGUUUAGUAAAUCAGUAUUUUAUCAAUAUUUUAGUACUUCUUUUAGAUAUGAAAAAACUAAGAUGCACUGUAGGUACAUUUAUGAUUUUCUUUAUGGAUACAUAAUGCCUCAAGUAAAUACCAUUCAGUAUUUUUAUUCUAAUAAGGCCAGCCAGUGUUAACUUAGUGUUUUCGUUUUGUCUGUAUGAAGGAAGUUUGUGCUUACGUAUCAUUUGAUCAUUUAUUUAGAUAAAAUAAGUUGAUAUAUGUAA
This is a messenger RNA of Clarias gariepinus (North African catfish), 4414 nucleotides long. It is a transcript of the gene zeb1a, whose product is annotated as zinc finger E-box binding homeobox 1a. Gene Ontology annotation, molecular function: RNA polymerase II cis-regulatory region sequence-specific DNA binding; DNA-binding transcription factor activity, RNA polymerase II-specific. Gene Ontology annotation, biological process: anatomical structure development; regulation of transcription by RNA polymerase II. NCBI's taxonomy places the organism in Eukaryota, Metazoa, Chordata, Actinopteri, Siluriformes, Clariidae. The transcript is spliced from 10 exons. The coding region runs from base 175 to 3834 and encodes 1219 amino acids. The record is from RefSeq and is a predicted model, not a curated record.